CAUUUCACGGCUAGUAAUCGGUACUUUCACAGGGUGUGUGUUCGUGUGUAUGUUCUAUACAAUAUGGCGCUUGUUCAAUUAAAAGCAUCGUAAUUUUUAUACAAAUUCAAUCGUUUAAAAAGAAAUUUUUAUAUUUUACAUAUAUUUCCAAGAGAAUCUCUUCAUUUCUUGCUACAAAAAGUAUGCUUAAAUAAAGCAACAACAUAAUUUAUAUACAAAAAUGGCAAAAGUUAAAGCAGCAUCCAGAAAAUCAAAGAAAUCUCCAGCGACGAAGAAAAAUAUUAAAGGUGAAACAACGACUUGUAAUGCUAAUGAAAAUGAACAAUAUGCCUAUUUAAAUGAUUAUUAUGAAAUUCAAUCGAAAAUACGUUUGUGUUUUGUUAAAAUAAAACGUGAUAAGAGAUUAAAUAAUGCUGCUGUAAGUCGUGGUGGUGGUGGUGUUGAUGGUGGCAAUGGUGAUGGCUGUACUAAAGAUGAUGAUAAUGGCAGUGAAACCCAGGCUCAGUGUACAAAUGAAAUUGUAUGCAAGGCUUUAGAAGAUCGAGUCAAUGACGUCACUGCAAUAGAUAAGACCAUCCCCUGCGUCGGGACAAGAGAAAUGAAGGGAAAUAUCUUGGACAUAUCUCCCGGUGAAUCGGAAGUUUUUGAAUUGUCCUCACCAAGCAAAGAAACAUCCUGCCAGUCGUUAGGCAGUGAAAUUACAUUACCUCCGAAGCAAAAAUUGCGUCGUUGUAAAGUUCGAGUAAAACGUAUGAGUAAAAUACAAACUGUGUACACUACUGCAAAGUUUUCAAAUAAAUUUUCACAAAAAUGUCGUGUAAAAAUUCCCAAAACUCCAAUGCCGCUCCAAAGAUCUGCACCAGCAGCCGCAGAAUUAACCGCAGUUGCGGCCUUGGAAGAUGCCAAAUUGGCGACAUCUUUGUUACAGAUUGAAAAUCCCUCAUUGGAUCAAGAAAAACGACAGGCCUUUACAAAACUCUCAUUAACGAAAAGGAAAUCGGAUCAAUUUAAUCCAGCAUCAAAAGAAACUUCUUCAAAUCAAGAUGAGUUCAAAGACCAAGAUAAAGAAAAUAGAAACGAAAUUUCGGAAAAAGAAAAAACAAAUCCAGACAACCUUAAAUUAUCCUCCAAAGCUAAAGUGGCCAUUCGAAAUACCCGUACAAUGGCCAAUAUAAGCAACAUUCACUUUGUUCCACAAAGAAAUUCGACAAUGGUUUUUGAACAUUUCAUUGAAACGAAGAAUACCGACAGCACCCCAAAGGAGGGGAGAUCUCUUAAGAGAAAUGGAAUUAUGAAGGCUAAUAAAAAGGAUCGCAAUAAUAAUGAAAACGAAGCUAAUGAAAAUGAUAAGGGCAAACAUGAGGAUCCCAAUUCGAUGAAUAAGGAAAAUGUUGAAAAAGUUUUGAAUGCUUCAGCAGAUGGUCACAAAACUUCAAGUCAAGCCGAAACGAGAAGUGCCAGAACUACAAAGAGGAGGAUAAAUACAAGAAACACGAAAGAAGAAGCCUUACAAACGAAAAAUCCCUCCAGCAAAAAACAACCCCAAGCGACGGCCAUAAAACCGAAAUCCACAAGAAAGUCAAAAAGAUUAAGUAAACAACUUGAAGGGGAAUCAGAAGAAAAUGUCAUUGGAAAUGUCGAAAAAGAUCAUUUAACUUCAUCUAUUUUGGCAAAAGAUUUGAAUGGGGAUCAAACACAUGAAUCAAACAAAUUUAUAGGAAAUCCAAAUACCUCCAAUAAUAUUGAGAUAUCUGAUGAGACUAAAAAGGAAAAUAAUGUUAUAAUUGGAACUUCUACUUUGGCCACUGAAAUCGAAACCGUCCAAAGUCAAAAUAAAUCUAAGGAAAAUCAAAUAACCUUCAACGGCAAAGAGAAAUCUACGGCAACAAAUGAAAAUGCCGGCAUUGGCGAAGCCAGUCUAAGCCACGAUCAGUCCAAAUCAAACAACAAUAGAAGAAAAAUAACAAAAACAACACAAAAAACUAUACCAAACAUCUUUAGUAGGCAAAGAAAACAACUGGCCACAAAACCCCAGAAAACAAAUGCAAAAUCCAUUGAUGAAAAUUCUACACCAAUUGAAUCUAUUGAAACCACAACAACAACAACAUCAAAUGAAAACAAUCAACAAGAAAACUCAACGAAAACCCAUAAAUUUUUUCAUCGCACAAAUUCGGAUAAAAAUAACAACAAUGGAACAGCUGAUAAGUUGCCAAAUGUCAGGGCGGCUAAUGGCAUUCUAAAAAACACAAAACCUCAACGUGUACGCUCUUCACAAGUUCGGCGUGAACAGGUCUAUGAAUUCCUAUCACAAUCACAAACCUCCGAUUCAGAUGGAUCUGGUGGUAGAUUUUUGAAACCAGCUGAUCCCAUGCAAGAUGUUAUUCAAAAGUUAAUCGAAGAGGGAAAAGUGGUGGUGGCCAAAAAUGCCAAGGGUAAAGGUAGGCCCAGAAUUAAGGGAGCUGGAAGGCCCAAGACAGUGCAAAAUAAAGCCAAGUUCAAGGCCAAGGAAAAAUUGGCGGCAGCUAAACAAAAUAGCAAGGCCAAGAAAAAUGGGGUUGGUGACAGAAAUGCUGGUCAUAAUAUGCCAACCAAUAAGAACGCUCCUAGGCAGCCGGGAGAUGUAAAUGGUUUGGACAACGAUCAUUUUGAACAUAAUUUUAUGGCAGAUAAUGAUGAUGAUGAUGACGAUCUACCCAUUACUGCUGAUGUGGAUGUGGACUACAAUUUAAACCAGACCAACCCACAGGUAUCGGAAAUUCGACAGGCCCCCAUGUCCGCUGAACAUCAAGAGGGUACAUUUAGUAAUUUAGCCAAAUCGGUGUUAAUUAAUCAAGCAGGACGCUCAUCUGCUGCCGAUGCCCAAAGAAUAAAGGCCCAACGUCUGUUGGCCAUGGCCAAGAAAAUAAUUAGUACCCCGAAAAAUCCAAAAACACCCCCCUUGCAGACCGGCUUACAAGCCGAUUUCUCACCCAUACCAUGGCCCAGUAAGAGGCCAGCCACAAAAGCCUCACCCUGGCGUGUUGAUGAAGAUGCCAAUCUUCCAAGGGUAUUUAAUUUUUCACGUUGUACUGGAAAUCUACCAUCCUUUUCCAGUGAUUAUAUUCCACCAACACCGAGAAAGGAAACGUCAAAAAAUAGAUCAAGUUUGCCGGAGCUGCAAGAGACACCGCCAAUGGAACCUUUAGCACCACCACCACCACAGGAUCAGCCAUAUUCUCCCCUACCCCUACCCCAUAUACCAAUACGAAAUUCGGCAUCCUCAACACCCCUUGUGCAAAAUAAUUUUAGCGUACCUUCUUCAUUUUCUUCAAAUGAUUCGAAUGCCGAAAAUCAACCUCCCUGCCGAGCUGAGGAAAAUCAAAAUGAAAAUGCAGAUAUCUUUAAUUUAAAGCAGCUUCCAAAUCCCCGUCGUGCAUUGACCUAUCGCAGUCCCCUCAAAGCCAUUAAUAUUCUAGAGGUUGUCCAUCUACCACCUCUUCAAAAAUCUAUUUUGGAAAAAUCUCAGACGGAAGUGCAUGAUCCCAAAGACAUGACAGCUCGCGAUGAUGACAACCUUUUCAAGACACCACAAAAACAAAUAAAAGACAAGAAACGGAAGAAAAAAUCCCCAUCACCGCAAAGAGAUUUAUUUGGAUUUGAGGAAUUCCUGUCACAAACGGAAGUGUCCAGCCAAGAAUCGGAUACAGAUCAGCACUCAGUACAUGAGAGAUCGGCCAAAGAAAAAUCAAUACAAUAUGUGGAGAAUAUACACAAUAAGUUAAAUAAUUUAAGGAAAUUGCGACCUGAUACUUCUUGUUUGGAGACAAGUUUACAGCAUCCAAAUGGACAGACGAAAAAACUGCCCAAUCUUUUUAAUGAUCCAGGAGUGGAAAAAAAUCUCAAUGGCCAAAAAACCAUAAGACAAAUGCUGUGCUCGACAAUGAUUGAUGAACGGCCAUCGACCAGCAAAAAAGCUUUGGAGGAAUUGAAAAAGCGCAAUUUACCGCCCAAGGUGGCGGCUGGUUUUAAUUGUGCCACAAAUUUCGAUUCCAAUAUAAGUGAAUUAUUCAAAGAUCCCGAACCAGAGACAACCUUCAAUGAAGAUGAUGCCCAUCGCACCUACAUACGACCCUAUAAACGUAAACGACGGCUCCGGGAGAAUAAACUGGUCUUUGUCCUCGACAGUGAUGAGUCUGGAGACGAAGGUAACAACUCCAAGUCACCACAAAAGCGUAAGAAACGUGAACAACAUCAUAAUAGCCAUGAAACCGAUACAAGUUCCGAACAACAUCAAAAACCGGCAAAGAGAAAGCGACAAUGUAAGGAGAAUCCAGAAUUGAAAACAUUUGUCGAGGAGUUUCAGGAAAUGUGUAAAGAAGUGGAAAGUUUUGAAUUAGUUGUGGAGACGAGUGCAUAAUUGUAGAUCAAAAUUUCCAGAGAGGCAGCAAAGUAAUGCAAGCAAGCGUGAUGUAAAUAAGUUAUUCAAAAAAAUGGUGUAUAGAAAUGAAGAAAUAGUAUUGUAAUGCCAUAGGUUUAAGAGUAAAAUUUGUUUUCUUCUUUUUUUUAAUUUGUACUUUCUUUUUGAGAUCAUAGUCCAAUAUUUUAUAUGCGUGUUUUUUUUUCGUUUACCUUUAAAAGGGGUCCUAUUCCUGUGUUUUUCUUUUGUACGUUCUAAUUUAAAUUUAUAUUUCUUAAUCUCUGUAUUUCGAUGCAAUUUAGUAUUAAGUAAAAAACGUAACAAUUUUCAACAUAUCUAUAUGUGUAUUAGUUGCUAAGAUAAAACAAUGAAACUCAUAGAAAAUAAAUAUUGAUUGAUUCAAUAUUCUUUUUUGCAA
Messenger RNA from Musca domestica (house fly), 4814 nucleotides. RefSeq lists its product as uncharacterized. The record is from RefSeq and is a predicted model, not a curated record. The transcript is spliced from 3 exons. The coding region runs from base 221 to 4396 and encodes 1391 amino acids. NCBI's taxonomy places the organism in Eukaryota, Metazoa, Arthropoda, Insecta, Diptera, Muscidae.